UGGUGGGAAGGAGUGAGACAGAGCAGGUGCUGGCCCACCGGGAGGUUGUACCGUAUAUAAGCAGUCUCCUCGCUGCUCCGGGCCAAAGCCAAAGCUGCUGCAGCCAAGAUGGCUUCCACCGCUCUUCGCAUCCUGAUGGUGAUCUGUGCCGUGAGCCUAAGCUCUGCGAAACUGACAGUACUUUCUGAAGAUGGAGAACUGCAUUGUGAAGCGGAGGGAAGGUUUCGCCAUCCUGAGAGCUGUGAUCAGUACGUAGACUGUAUUCCGCAAGGCAAAUACUUUGAACCUCACGUUGGCUCUUGUAAGGGAGCCAUCUUUAAUGAGGACGCCAAGAAAUGUCUAAACCCAAGCAAACAGGACACCAACUGCACAUUCCAUGACCGCCACGCCAGAGCGUUACCAAUGGACCCGAACUAUGACUUCAUGUGCGAGGACAUUCAGAGUGGCUUUUUCUGUAUGUCUUGCAAAACUCUUGUAAACUGUGUGAACGGGCGAGCUUACAUGGACGACUGUGAUGCAGGUCACACCUGUGACAUGCGAGAUACCUUUGGUGGAGGUGUUUGCUAUCCAAAUAGUCCUGAGAUAUGUCAGUGCCAAAACCAAAGAGAACUCCUUCCUGAUCCAUACAGUCCUCAGGCUUACCUCGAGUGUCAAGCUGGAAACUUGGAUCCAAAUGUUGAAUUUUGUAAAAAGGACAUGGUCUUCAAGGAGGAAGAUCUCAUGUGCCAAUAUCCUGUUGGUUACGUUGAAUGCACCAAACAUGGCAUCUUCCCUAAUCCCAACGACUGCACCGAAUAUUACAAAUGCAUGCCAGUUGCACGAGGAUUGAUUCAGUACACAUUCAGCUGUUCAUGUGGUCUCCUCUUCAAUGAUUUAACAGGAAAGUGUGAAGACCCCUGUAGUUACCAGCCAGAAGAUUUCAUCUGUUAUACAGAAGGUCGCUUCCCAGAUGAGUAUAACUGUCACAAGUUUUACUUGUGCAUUGCUGACAGCUUCUAUGACUCAGGUUUUCAUCAAUCACACCACAGCUGCCCACAAAAUUCCUUCUGGAAACCAGGUCAGAUAGAAGGUACUGGGUCAUGUCAGGUCUCCACGGACAACACUGAAUGCUUCAAACUUCAGGCACCCAAAUGUGCAGUGCCUGUCGGAAGAAACUGUACUGACUAUCCCAACAUAAUCCAAGGAGGAGAGUGCAUCCAGGGCAGCCCCAACUGUCUGUGUAACUCUGCUAAUGGUGAUCUGUAUUGCGAGGAAGGAUACGCAUCCGAUGGAGAAACUUGCGUGCCCGCAGGAGCAGCUACAACACCAGGUCCUGUAUAGAUGUAAUCAGGGCAAACUACUAAACCAGCCUGUUCUUCGGAGUCAGAAAUGCUGGGCAAUAGCUAUUGCUGAACGUCUAUGUAAUAACAAGAAUUCGGCAAGAAUUCUAAGUAAAUGACUGCUUCUCGACUUUGGAAAAUUUCAAAGUAGGAUUUCUGUUACAAGGGAAAAAUCUUUCUAUGCGUGCAUCUUUGUCUAUCUGUAAGCAAAUACAGCAAUAAAGAUAAUAAUAAAAGAA
Messenger RNA from Portunus trituberculatus (swimming crab), 1558 nucleotides. RefSeq lists its product as uncharacterized. The transcript has 6 exons. The record is from RefSeq and is a predicted model, not a curated record. NCBI's taxonomy places the organism in Eukaryota, Metazoa, Arthropoda, Malacostraca, Decapoda, Portunidae. Gene Ontology annotation, cellular component: extracellular region. Gene Ontology annotation, molecular function: chitin binding. The coding region runs from base 109 to 1320 and encodes 403 amino acids.